UGAUCACCAGUCGACAGGCUCAUUUGAAAUUGGGGGAAAUGCUCUGCAGUCGCCACUAGGCAAAACUGAAACACUGGAAAGAUGUCGGACGCUCUCUGCAGUCGGCGGCAGAAACAAGUAGUUCUCUCCGGUACCGCACCUAGCUCCGAGUCUGUUGAUUUAGAUGGUGUCAUCGUCGACAUCCUCUCACGUCUACCGGCCAAAUCCCUGCUCCGAUUCCGCUGUGUGUGCAAAGCAUGGCGGGCAUUGAUCUCCGACCCUUAUUUCAUCAGAAAACACCUCAACUGCAUCAACACCAAAAUCAGUACCAGCUACUCUCUCCUUAUCAGGUCUGAAAUUUUCCGAUCCGCAGAGUACGAAGCAAUAUUGAAGUGUUUGAGCCAUGAUGGUCCUCUUCCAAGCAGAAGGCUUGAUUUUCCUGUACUUGAUCGACUGGUUUGUAUUUCUAAAAUUUUAAUAGUUGGCAGUUGCAAUGGCUUGAUAUGUCUAAUACUUGAUUUUGUUACUGAAGAAUCCUUUACCUUUAUGAUAUGGAAUCCUUGUACCGGAGAAUACCAGGUCCUACCACAACCUCCCGUUCAUGCCUCCCGCGGAUGUUUUUUCGGGUUCGGUUAUGAUUCAACCAGUGAUGACUACAAAGUAAUAGUGGGUAGCUCUAGAUAUGAAUUUGUUGUUGUCUUUAUGCUAAAAAAGGGUUCAUGGAGGAAGCUUGAAAGGCUCAACAGGUAUUUCGAGGUGAAUUGGCAUGGGUGUUUAGUUAACGAAGCUCUGCAUUGGGUAUUGACGCAAGAGGAAGACGGUUGGUUAAUCGCUCCAAGAAUAGUGUCAUUUGAUUUAGGGGAGGAGAAAUUUCAUGAGAUUCCAUUCUCCUAUCCUCCCGAUGCAAAUGACAGGCAGGGUUUAUUUCCAGAUGUUGGAAUUCUUUGUAAUUGCUUAACUCUAGAGUUUCAGACCAUGUAUGGCGGAGUUGACAGCAAUAUAAGCAUAUGGGUUAUGAAGGACUAUGGAGUCAAGGAAUCUUGGACUGAAGUCCUAAACAUCCCUCCAGAGGAUUUGGAUGAAGGUGAACUGUAUACAUGCAUUGCAUGCAUUUCUGAGAAUGGCGAGAUUUUGAUGCAGCUGGGAGUUACAGGCGCUUGCCCCAUGGCAUUAUAUAAUCCGAGGGAGAAGACAUAUAGGAUUGUCAUGCACGAUCAUGAUACCGUGGAUUGUACUGCUCCUUAUAUAGAAACUUUAGUUUCACCAUUAACUGGCAGUACUAGCGCAUGCGUGUGAGACCAACACAGCAACUCCCCUUCCCUGCACGCCUUUUGUUUGAUAUGCUGAAGACGUAUGCCGCAUUUAUGUUUUGCUCCUUCUGUAUGAGAUGCUGAAGUCAUAUAUCACGUUUAGGUUUUGCCACUACUCACUCAAUAUCUUCUAAUCCAAUGGUUGUUGGCAUGUCUGUAUUCGAGUCAUUACUUAUGAGGUGAAAACUGAAACUGAUCAGUACUCUUUAGAUUAAUUCUAACUUUUUCUGUAAAGAUGACUCGCAUUGGUAAAACUUUUGUAUGCGGUAUGCCUUUGCCUCUUUAUGUUGGGCUAUUAUCACGCUUUUAACGUAAAUGCUACUCAAAUUUCAAGU
Rosa chinensis is the source of this 1624-nucleotide messenger RNA. Its product is annotated as F-box/kelch-repeat protein At3g23880. Gene Ontology annotation, molecular function: protein binding. Bases 82 to 1275 code for a protein of 397 amino acids. Lineage: Eukaryota; Viridiplantae; Streptophyta; Magnoliopsida; Rosales; Rosaceae. The record is from RefSeq and is a predicted model, not a curated record. The transcript has a single exon.